GCCGGAUUUACGUUCUUUUUUCCUCCGUGGGAAGCCAUGAUGGCAGUUUGAGAGCGGAGCUGCGGAGCGACCUGAGGAGAGAUGAGUCCCGCCGAUAAACCGCACACCGUCACGCUUCUCCAAAGGCUACCGUCGCAUAUCUAACACAGUUCAGGUGGAGACGGUCAUUUGUCAUUUUUCACGGAACCAACUUGGCCAUCCAGCCACGACGAUGAUCAUUCGUUAGGAGGGUUUUGAGGGGGGUUUAGCAGCGGUGGCUAGCGGGCGAUGCUAGUCGGGAAAGGCUCGCCUGUGGGUUUUCUUCUUCGCGCGGAGAUGGAGAGGAUUCGGUCCUCUCUCUGGACCUGAUCACGGCGCGCGCGCCAGACACACAGACUUCUGCCACACUAUUGUUGUUGUUAUAUCGGAUGCGUUCCGGUUUGACCGGGCCGCGGGAUCGGAGGACAUUUUCAGCAGCUCGGAGGACUGAGCGUUCGGGACCGAGAGAGUCGGGCCUGCUGCGCCGGAACGGAUAGAGGCCCGUCUGCGAGAAGCUGUAAUCCGGCCCGCUGCGCCGGACCGACCGGGCCACACACACACACACACACACACACACACACUCAAGGUUGAGAGAGACGCAGAGCCAUUCCGAGCUAACACACAGAACUGAAGUGUUUUGAACUGCUGUCAUGGCAAUGACUGCUAAAAUUAAAGAAAUAGUCAGUCGGAACAAGAGGCGAUAUCAAGAGGAUGGGUUCGAUUUGGACCUAACUUACAUAUACCCCAACAUAAUUGCCAUGGGCUUCCCUGCCGAAAGGUUGGAGGGAGUCUACAGAAACAACAUUGAUGAUGUGGUGCGAUUCUUAGAUUCGAAGCAUAAAAAUCAUUAUAAAAUUUAUAAUCUAUGUGCUGAAAGACACUACGAUGCAUCCAAAUUCAAUUGUAGGGUGGCUCAAUAUCCCUUCGAGGACCAUAACCCGCCACAGUUGGAAUUAAUAAAGCCCUUCUGCGAGGAUCUGGACCACUGGCUGUCCGAAGACGAGAACCAUGUGGCAGCUAUCCACUGCAAGGCAGGCAAAGGCCGCACAGGGGUCAUGAUAUGCGCCUAUCUGUUGCAUCGCAGGAAGUUCUCCGAGGCCCAAGAGGCACUGGACUUUUAUGGGGAAGUCAGGACCAGAGAUAAAAAGGGGGUCACCAUUCCCAGCCAGCGCAGGUAUGUGUUUUACUACAGCUACCUGCUGAAGAACAGGCUGGAUUAUAAACCCGUUGCGCUCCUGUUCCAUAAAAUGGUUUUCCAGACUCUGCCCAUGUUCAGUGGGGGCAACUGCAGGGACAGUACUGUUAAAAACAGGAGUGAGGUGAAUCCCCAGGGCUUCAAGAAAGGCAACUGGCACUGGGACCCUCAGUUCGUUGUGUAUCAGUUGAAGGUAAAGAUCCACACGUCAAACCCAGCCCACACACGGAGGGAAGAGAAGCACAUGAUCUUUGAGUUCCCUCAGCCUCUUCCGGUCUGUGGCGACAUCAAAGUGGAAUUCUUCCACAAACAGAGCAAGAUGAUGAAGAAGGAUAAAAUGUUCCAUUUCUGGAUAAACACGUUCUUCAUCCCGGGUCCCGAGGAAGCUGGGGAGAAAGUAGAGAAUGGGUUGGUGGUCAACGAUGUGGACAGCCUCUCCUCUCAGAGCUCUCUGGCCGAGAGGGAGAGAGAGAAGGAGAGAGGGAUUGCAGCGGGAGGACUUGAAAGAGAAAAGGGAGCAGAAUGGGGAGGAGAGCGAGCAGGAGUAGCGGAGGGAGAUAAAGACUACUUGAUUCUGACCUUAACGAAGAACGACUUGGAUAAGGCCAAUAAGGACAAAGCUAACCGAUACUUCUCACCCAACUUCAAGGUGAAGCUGUACUUCACCAAGACCGUGGAGGAGCCCUCAAACUCAGAAGCGAGCACUUCAACUUCUGUCACUCCGGAUGUGAGUGAUAAUGAACCUGAUCACUACCGCUAUUCAGACACCACUGAUUCCGACCCAGAAAACGAACCUUUUGAUGAGGAACAGCACGCACAGAUUACAAAAGUCUGAACACUUUUUGGCAUCUAAACACACACACACAUACACAAACAAAUACAUGCCGGACAAAAACAAGAAAAACCAACCAACACCAGUGAAAUAAAAAAAAGGAGUAAACUUGAAAAUAAACUGAAGAGAAAAGGACCCUUCCUCCCCUCCCCCUCCAACAGCUCGAGGACAGUCCUGUCGAUCGCCAUUGAUCACGAACGAAGAAAAUAUCCUGACCAAUAUGUUAUUUUACUUCAUUUUGAUGGCUGAAUUUCAUGUGUGGAUAACAACACCAUUGCCUGAGGUGGGAGGGAGGGUCCUGUAGCUAUUCUGUGUAUAUAAAAUCCCUUUUUUGUGUCAAAGACGUUAAAAACCUAGGCAAUCAGGCGAGGAGAGGAGAGGGGAGGGGAGGAGAGGUAGAGCAGACCACACAUCUCUCCUUCUCCCCGUCUUGACCCAGGCCAGUGCUGCAAUCACCCUCUCCCCCUCUCCCUCGCUCUUCCCUUCCUUACUGUGAAUGCUUCUCGUGCUGUCCGCAGGCGCUAAGACCUUUGACCCCUUCCUGCGCGGUGUGUGCUGGUGUUGCGUAGUCUUUCAGGCUGUUGUACAAAGGCUACGGUGUGCCAGCGUCCCUUUUCCUAGCCUCACAAGCUCCCCCGCCCCCACCCCACUGUGUAUAACGAUAAAUUAUGCAGAAAAACACGACAUCCCAUGUAAUUGUCGUUGUUUUUUUUUGUUUUUUUAUCCUAAGAUAAUAAAAAAUAUAAUACAUGAAAGCGCAGGGAACCAGUGUUUGCAAUAAUGUUAACACUCAACAUUUAAAGGACAAAUUGGUGUGCAUGAUGUCAUUGGAGUCAGUGUCCAUGUUUAAUAAAUGCUAUAUGUGUUUUUAUUAAAA
Messenger RNA from Carassius auratus (goldfish), 2922 nucleotides. RefSeq names its product phosphatidylinositol 3,4,5-trisphosphate 3-phosphatase and dual-specificity protein phosphatase PTEN-like. The record is from RefSeq and is a predicted model, not a curated record. NCBI's taxonomy places the organism in Eukaryota, Metazoa, Chordata, Actinopteri, Cypriniformes, Cyprinidae. The coding region runs from base 669 to 2048 and encodes 459 amino acids. Gene Ontology annotation, cellular component: cell projection; nucleus; plasma membrane. Gene Ontology annotation, molecular function: phosphatidylinositol-3,4-bisphosphate 3-phosphatase activity; protein tyrosine phosphatase activity; inositol-1,3,4,5-tetrakisphosphate 3-phosphatase activity. Gene Ontology annotation, biological process: phosphatidylinositol dephosphorylation; negative regulation of cell population proliferation; cell motility. The transcript is spliced from 10 exons.